AUGCUUCAUAGCUACUGCCACUCAUCCGGGAGCUUGGGUAAAGCUCCAUCACUGUCUUCCAUCACACAUAACUCUAAUCCUAAAAGCUUUGAAGAUGGCAUCUUCUUGCCCAGCAGUUGUCACAGCAGAACCUGGCUCCUGGACAACUUUCAAGAAACCCACAGUGAAACUUCUCCCUGCCAGCUGACCAACCGUGGACAGCUCCAAUGCAAAGUGGACCCCUCUGUGAAAAGUCCUGGGAACUCCAGAGCUGACCAAACAAUUCGUUCUAACUCCAAGGCCAGUGAAAGAACAAAAGAAAUCUCUCCAUCUGUGGCAGAGCAUGCUUCUCAAACCUGCCAGUCAAGAACUUGUAAGCCAAUGGGUUUUGUAGCCCAGAGCUACCGACCUGCAAGUUACAUGACUAAGUGUUGCUUGCUAAAGUCUACAGUGUUUGAAAGUUCCCAAACUCUGGAGUUUGAAUCCAGCCCAUGCUGUUCUCAGGUCCCCGAGUCCAGUUCCUGUAAUUCCUCCAACAAUACUGUCUCUGGGCCACAUCUUGUGGAAUCUUCUAGCACUUAUGAGCCAACAUGCUGUGUGACUGGUGGUUCACAAUUGCCAAGUAAGUGA
This is a messenger RNA of Rattus rattus (black rat), 609 nucleotides long. Its product is annotated as keratin-associated protein 27-1. Gene Ontology annotation, molecular function: structural molecule activity. The coding region runs from base 1 to 609 and encodes 202 amino acids. The transcript has a single exon. The record is from RefSeq and is a predicted model, not a curated record. NCBI's taxonomy places the organism in Eukaryota, Metazoa, Chordata, Mammalia, Rodentia, Muridae. Gene Ontology annotation, cellular component: keratin filament.